Messenger RNA from Abrus precatorius (Indian licorice), 5700 nucleotides. Its product is annotated as receptor-like protein EIX1. The transcript is spliced from 2 exons. Lineage: Eukaryota; Viridiplantae; Streptophyta; Magnoliopsida; Fabales; Fabaceae. Gene Ontology annotation, molecular function: protein binding. Bases 1 to 5700 code for a protein of 1899 amino acids. The record is from RefSeq and is a predicted model, not a curated record.
AUGAGAGCGGUUCCAAGCCUUACGUUCCUUGUGCUUCUGUUGUUCAUUAUUGCACCUCUUCAAUUAUCCUGGUGCAGAAAUGGACACAUAAUGCAAGAGAGACAAGCUCUUGAGAAACUCAAAGAAAGUUUCAGCAACAAUUCCUUGUUUGAUUCUUGGGAAGGAGAUGAUUACUGCCAGUGGAAAGGAGUUGGAUGUGAUGUUAUGACGGGUCAUGUUGUGAAGCUUGCACUAGGACAAAACAUAUGCGGAUGCCAUCAUACAAUAUAUUUUGGAUGCAUGUGUCCAUUAGUAACUGAUGAAUUGAACUCUUCUUUACUCCAGUUGAAACACUUGAAUUACUUGGACUUGAGCGCAACCUUUUUUCGCGGUGGCAAAAUACCAACUUUCAUCGGUUCCAUGAAACAACUCACAUAUCUUAACCUUUCUUACUGUGGAUUCAGUGGGAACCUUCCUCACCAUCUUGGUAAUCUUUCCAAUUUGCACACUCUUGAUGUCAGCGAAUAUUUCUUUUCUUUAUAUGCUAGCGACGUAGUUUGGCUUUCAAAGCUUUCAUCACUCAAACACCUUGCAAUGAAUGGUGUGUCCCUUGGGAAGGCAUAUAAUCUAUUUCAGGCACUUGACAUGCUUCUUUUUUUGUCACGAGUAGAGCUACAUCGAUGUGAACUCACCAACAUGCAAAUUCCCGGUAGCCGAGUUAAUUCUACGUUUCUUACUAAUGUUCAAGCUCUGAAUCUUGCACAGAAUUUUCUUAGUGGCCCAAUUCCUAAUGCUUUUCAAAACUUGACUUCAAUUCGAGACCUCAACCUCGGUCAUAAUAAUCUUACCUCAGUUCCAUAUUGGUUGACAAGUCUUCAUGCCCUUGUCCACCUUCAUCUUUUUUAUAACCCCUUCAAAAGAAUUGAAGCCUCCGUGUUAUCUAUCUUGACAAACAUGUGUUCUCUCCGAACACUAGAUUUGUCAUACAGCAUGGCUGUUUUAGGAGGGUCAGGACUAAGUCAAGGAAACUAUUCGGGAUGUAAGAGAUACGAAUUAGAAGUUUUGAUGUUGAGGGGAACUAAGAUUAGGGACAGUUUGCCUUCUUGGUUUGGAGAGUUGGAGAAUUUGAAAAGCCUUGAUCUUGGAAUGAAUGAAUUCUAUGGUCCAAUUCCAUUUUCCUUUGGGAAUUUGUUGGCCCUGACAACAUUAGAUCUUUCAGGAAAUCUUCUGGAUGGCUCUAUUCCAACUUACAUAGAAGCAUUGUCUGAACUUACGGCUUUGCAUCUUUCAAAUAAUCAACUACAUGGGUCCAUUCCAACUACCCUUGGACGACUGUCUUCUUUACUUGAGUUAGAUCUUUCUAGUAAUCACUUGAAUGGAAGCAUUCCUGAUAGCCUUGGACGUUUGUCUUCUUUGGGUGUAUUGGAUCUAUCUAAUAAUCACUUGAGUGGAAGCAUUCCCAAAAGCCUUGAAAAACUGGCGAAUCUAAUGAUCUUAAAGGUAGCUAAUAACUCCUUGACAGGUACCGUACCAAAAAUUCACCUUGGGACACACUUUCCUCUUUGGCUUCAAUCAGAAGAGCAGGUCUCUACAUUAGAUAUCUCCAACAAUCAGAUCGGUGGAUCUAUUCCAAAAGAUUUCGGUCAUUAUCUUCCACACUUGUACAAGUUAAAUUUCCAAAAUAACCUUAUAAAAGGUUCAAUACCAGACUCCUUGUGCAAAAUGGAGAUGUUGUUCUAUCUUGAUCUCUCCACAAACAGACUUUCGGGUGAAAUUCCUAACUGUUGGGGAAAUCAAGCAUUUUCAAUCCUAAAUUUGGCCUCAAAUCAGCUAUCAGGUGCCAUUCCGAGCUCCUUCGGGAAUCUUUCAGUGGGAUGGUUGAAUUUGAGCAAUAAUAGUCUCCAGGGUGAGCCUUUUCAAGCCUUGAAAAGGAUUGGACGUUUGAUGAUCUUGGAUCUAGGAGUGAAUCAGCUUUCAGGGGAGAUACCUUCUUGGUGGGUAGUGAAAACUUUUCCUAUUCUUGAAAAUCUGAGACUGAGACAGAACAUGUUCAGUGGUGAUAUUCCAACAUCCAUCUGCCACCUCCCUUAUUUGCAAAUCUUGGAUCUUGCUGAUAAUAAUUUCUCAGGUUCAAUCCCUCCUUGCAUUGGUAAUCUCAAGGGUAUGGUGAAAAAUGCAGAAACAGCACCAUAUGAGACUGCACUGGCACCAAUAGAAGCCACAUUACCGGAGGCAGCAAUGCUACCUAAGGAACAAUGGGACAACGAAGGUUUCAAGCAAGUCUUGAAAGGUUUUGAACAAGAUUACACAAAAACUUUGCAGUAUUUGGUAAACAUAGACUUGUCAAAUAACAGUCUCAUUGGAUCAAUCCCUGAAGGCUUUACUUCCCUUUCUGGCUUGAUUGGAUUGAACUUAUCUCUGAAUCAAUUGUCAGGAAAAAUCCCAAGCAAUAUUCAACAAAUGAAGUCACUGGAAUCCAUUGACUUUUCCAAUAAUCACCUUCUUGGUCCUAUCCCCACCAGCAUGUCCAACAUGGAUAAUCUAGGCUUCUUAAACUUAUCCAACAAUAAUUUCUCUGGUCCAAUUCCAAGAAAUGAUCAUUUCCUUACCUUUGAUGAACUAUCUUUUGCUGGCAAUCCAUGUCUCUGUGGAGAACCUCUAAAGAGUAAAUGUUUCAAUGGUGAUGAGAUGUUCACCGCUACUAGCAAUAGAGAAAACAGUAGUAAGAAAGAAAAGGUAUUGUUUUACUUUGUCAUUGCACUUGGUUUCAUAACAGGCUUUUGGGCAUUCUUUGGAAUGUUGCUGUUGAAGAAGAAUUGGAGGCAUGCUUACUUCUGUUACGUGGAUGAUGUUGCAGAUAAAAUAAAUUCAACCUCUGGCCACAUUACACAAGAGCAACAAGCUCUUAUAAACUUCAAAGAAAGUUUCAGUGGCAGUGAUUCCAUGCUAUUAUCCUGGGAAGGAAAUGAUUACUGCCAGUGGGAAGGAGUGGCAUGUGAUGGUAUCACUGGACAUGUUCUGAAGCUUGAUCUUCGACAAACAUGUAGUUUGUGCCCAGUGUUAAGAGCUAGUGAUGUUAACAGUUCUAUACUAGAGUUGAAACAAUUGAAUUACUUGGACUUGAGUGGAAUCCAAUUUGAUAUUGGCCCAAUACCAGCGUUUCUCGGUUCCAUGAAACAACUGAGAUAUCUUAACCUCUCUUACUGUGGAUUCAUUGGCAAGGUUCCUCCCAGUCUUGGUAAUCUUUCAAACUUGCAAGUUCUUGAUAUCAGCGGUUAUUUAUUUUCUCUCUAUGCUGAUGAUGUGGGUUGGCUUUCAAAGCUUUCAUCACUCAAACACCUUGCAAUGAAUGGUGUGUCCCUUGGGAAUGCAUAUAAUCUAUUCCAGGUAAUUGACAAGUUUCCUUUUUUGUUGCAAGUGGAGCUUUGUGGAUGUGGACUUACCAACAUGCACAUUAUUCCUAGUGGGCCUGUUAAUUCCACGUUUCUUGCUAAUGUUCAAGUUAUCAAUCUUGCACUAAAUUCACUUUCUGGUCCUAUCCCUGAUGCUUUUCGAAACCUUACUUCAAUUCGAGACCUCAACCUUGGUUAUAAUAAUCUCACUUCAGUUCCAUAUUGGUUGAUUGAUCUUGAUUCCCUUGUACACCUUAAUAUUUCGGGCAAUCCCUUCAAGAGGAUUGAAACAUCCGUGUUAUCUAUGUUAACAAACAUGUGCUCUCUCCAAUCAUUAGAUUUGUCAUAUAGCAUGGUUGUUCUAGGAGGGGCGGGACUAAUGAGUCAAAAUGGAAACUAUUCGGGUUGUAGGAGAUACAAUUUAGAAGUUUUAAUGCUUAGGGGAAGUGGAAUUAAGGAAAGUUUGCCAUUUUGGAUUGGAGAGCUGGUGAAUUUGAAAAGCCUUGAUCUUGGAAUGAAUGAAUUCUAUGGUCCAAUUCCAUUAUCCUUUGGAAAUUUGUUGGCCUUGAGAACAUUAGAUCUUUCAGGAAAUCUUUUGAAUGGGACUAUUCCAACUUCCAUUGAUGCAUUCUCUGAAUUAACGGCUUUACGCCUUUCAGAUAAUCAACUACAUGGGUCUAUUCCAACUACGUUUGGACGAUUAUUUUCUUUACGUGAAUUAAAGCUUUCUAAUAAUCACUUGAAUGGAAGCAUUCCUGAAAGCAUUGGACAAUUGGGGAAUCUAUUGAGCUUAAGUGUAGCUAAUAACUCUUUGACCGGUAUCAUAUCAGAGAUUCAUUUUAGUAAUCUCUCAAAUUUGAUAGAUUUACAAAUAGGAUUCAACAAUCUUACUCUGAAGAUUGAAUCCAAUUGGACACCACCUUUCAAUUUAGAAAGCCUUGGAUUGGCAUCUUGCAAUAUUGAGUCACAUUUUCCUUUGUGGCUUCAAACACAGGACCAGCUAUCCACAUUAGAUAUCUCCAACAAUCAGAUCAGUGGAUCUAUUCCAAAAGAUUUUGGUCAUCAUCUUCCAAACCUGUAUAGGUUAAAUCUUCAAAGUAACCUUAUAGAAGGUUCAAUACCAUACUCUUUGUGCGAGAUGGAGAUAUUGUUUGUUCUUGAUCUUUCAGAAAACAAACUUUCUGGAAAAAUCCCUGAUUGUUGGGGAGGAAAAAUAUUGUCAAUCUUAAAUCUAGCCUCAAAUAAGCUAUCAGGUACCAUUCCAAGCUCAUUUGGGAGUCUUAUGUUGGGAUGGUUGAAUUUGAGCAACAACAGUCUCAGUGGAGAGCCUCUUCUUGUCUUGAAAAACACUCAAUCAUUGCAAAUUUUAGAUCUUGGUAUGAAUCAAUUCACAGGGAUGAUACCUUCCUGGUGGAUAGUAAAAACUUUUUAUCAACUUCAAAAUCUGAGAUUGCGGCAGAAUUUGUUCAGUGGUGAUAUUCCAGCAUCCCUCUGCCAGCUUCCUUUUUUGCGAAUUCUGGAUCUUGCUGAGAAUAACUUCUCAGGUUCAAUUCCUCCUUGCAUUGGUCAUCUCAGAAGUAUGGUGAAAAAUGCAGCCACAACGCCAUAUGAGAGUGCAUUGGCACCCAUGAUGGAAGCUGGAGCACCAACAGUGGUAGCGGAUGAACAAUGGGGAAAGGAGGAUUUGAAGCAGGUCUUGAAAGGAUAUGAGCUAGAUUACACAAAAAAUUUGAAGUAUUUGGUGAACAUAGACUUGUCAAAUAACAGUCUCAUUGGAUCAAUCCCUGAUGGCUUAACCUCUCUUUCUGGAUUGAUUGGCUUAAACUUAGCACAUAAUCACUUGUCAGGAAAAAUCCCAAGCAGUAUACAACAAAUGAGCUCAUUGGAAUCAAUUGACUUUUCCAAUAACAACCUUUAUGGUCCUAUCCCCACCAGCAUGUCCAACAUGGAUAAUCUAGGCUUCUUAAACUUAUCCAACAAUAAUUUCUCUGGUCCAAUUCCAAGAAAUGAUCAUUUCCUCACUUUUGAUGAACCAUCUUUUGUUGGCAAUCCUUAUCUUUGUGGAGAACCCUUAAAGAAUAAAUGUUUUGGCGGUGAUGAGGUACCUUCGAGCAUGGCUCAUGAAGACAACAGUGGGAACGGUGAUCAGAAAGAAAAGGUGCUGUUUUACUUUGUCACUGCACUUGGCUUCAUAACAGGAUUUUGGGCAUUCUUUGGAACUCUUCUGUUGAAGAAGAAAUGGAGGCAUGCAUACUUCCAUUACAUGGAUGAGGUUGCGGGUAAGAUGUAUGUAGCAACAAUGGUGAGGGUAGCCAGGCUCAAAAGGUGA